CUUAUGUCUCUUAAUAACGUGCCUCCUAACUUAUCGCAUUUCGUUCUGUAGGCUUCACCUCUGCUGUUUGCUAUUCUAUUCAUUUUGUCUCAGACCGGGCCUCCACUAUCUGCCCUACCAAACUUUUUCUUUAGAGCGUUCACCUCGCAACACCUGCACUUCAGACCAUCUAUCUUUAUAACCUUGGCUUUAUUUUCCCUCCUCUUUCAACCCCCUGCGGCAUUCGGUUCUUCCCACUGACUCGCUCUGCUGCUUCUACAAAGGACGCACAGUUCCUUUCAUAACCUUGUUUUAUUCACCCAGCGGCCUGACCUCAGAUCCUCUCCGCGCUCCAGCAGCUUUACAACGCACCCCGUUCAGAGGAUCCCUUGCAAACCCAUCACGGACAGAAUGGAGCCCACCCAUUCCCCGACCUCGAGCGCAGAGUCCACUACGUCGGCGUCUGCUCCCACGGAUAAGCCCCGUAUCAAGAUGCAGCUCUACAAAACCGAGCCAUGCCAGAACUGGUCUCUCUACGGCACUUGCAGAUACGGAAAUCUGUGCAAAUUUGCCCAUGGAAUGACAGAGCAGCGUUCGCGUCUGAGGCAUCCAAAGUAUAAGACGUCGCUGUGCAAGGACUUCCCGCUUGGUAAGUGCACAUUUGGCAUGCGGUGCAACUUUGCCCACUCGCUCGACGAGCUGCGCAUGGGUACCUCUGCUGCACAAGGUGCUGGCCAGACCCAGAACCAGGUGGUGCUGCAAACCCCAAUCACCAUGCUGGCUGAUGGCCGUAUGCUGUCAACAUUCACGCCUGUGGCAGCCAACCAGGACAGCCAGUCGCCUGCGGCCGCCGCUGCUGCUGCCGCCGCUGCCAAUGCUGCCGCCAUGGCUGGGCAGUUGCGUCGCCAAACGUCGCUGAGCGUGCUGACCGGUGGUCAGUCCGCUGAGGGUCAGGCGAUCGGUCUAAGCCACGCUGCACCGACCAGCGCCACGACACCUCACCAGCAGUACGCACACCCAUCACCCAACUCCUUCACCGGAAUCCAGAUGCAUGGGUCAUCCAGUGAUGCCCCGCAGUCGUUUGCAUCGCAGCGCAACAUCUCGCAACCGCAGCAGCUGCAUUAUCUGCAUCAGGAACGCGUGAAUGUCGCCCGACGUGUCUCGUCGCUCUCACAGCUACCCACGUUCAAGUCGCCGCAACUGCACUCUGGGGCCUCGGUGGCCAGCCAGAGCUAUAUGUACAUGGCGCCGAACGCUUACCACGCCUCGCCGCUGUCCCACGUGCCGAUUGGCGGCUACGGCUCCCCGGCGCUCUCGUCACCCUCGCUCUCGCUACGUGAGUUCGAUGAGCAGCCCUCGGUGACUCCGGUGCAGUCCGAGCUCGGUGUUCUGGGUGAUGCGCCAUACGGUAUCGGCAGCUCGCAGCACUAUUGCCAGCAGCCGCGCCGUACGCUGACAUCAAGCAUCAGCAUGCAGUCGCUGCCACGCUACAAGAUGCAGACAAACUGGGACCAGCCCAUGCCUGCUGCGGCAAACGCGAGUUCCUCGUCAUUGCUGCAGCCUACGCUGGGCAGCCAGAUUUCUGGCUCAUCACUGGCCGACCAGGAUGUGUGGGGCAGCUCGGGUAGUACCUUUGGCGCUGAUCCAGUCGGUUUAACGCAGGAGUCACGGUUCUUUCCGUCUGGAUCCAGCUUGGGAACCUCGACGGCUAGCACCACAGCCAUUGGAAGCAUGUUCGGCAGCGACUCGCUUGGGAUCCACUAUCCGGCCGGCCAGCUGAGACGCCAGCAGUCAAAGGAGGACUGGUCAAGUAUGCGCCAAGCGUAUCCCUCCCCUGUUAACGCUGUAUCCACGGGAUAUUUCGCCGAAUCGCCCAAGGCCGAGAGCAGGUUCGCCUCGCUUAGAGCAGCUCCGUGCUGCCACUACCAGCCGCAAGCAAUUCCAGCCCUUCACCGACUCCUCCGCCCUAUGCCUGUAGUUGGUGCCCACCUGCUGCUUGAUAUGAAUUGUCGAGAGGGUCCACGCCUCAUUCUCUUUCUCCCUCCUUGCUUUAUUUUGCUGGGAACCAUCGGCUCUCGCAUCCCAGUGCACUCAAUCCGCCCACCAUGCCAUGAAGAAACUCUCAAACCACCGACUAACUACCGACCUGCUUCCCUCCCACGUCCGCUCUCGCAUUCCAUUCUGCGUUGACCGCAUCCAGCUAGGCGCUGAUACCUCUCCCCUCUUACCUGUCAAUUUACUCCCUACUCCCUUCCCCUAUACAUAUUUUAACGCCCUUAUAUCCUUUUCUAGCCCCCUUUCAGUUAGUCGUGUAUUCUCGUAGCGCUUCUUCUUUGCCCAACCCCUCGACCUUGUUCAAGGGUCAUUGGUCUUGCCCUUGCCAUUGUCGUUUUGUUGGCUUCAUCUGCCUCCAAGCGACUAGUCCCCUCUCUUUCCUACUAUCCCUCUUAUCCUUGAUCUUUAUCUUCUUUUGCUGUAAUACAUCCCAAUUCAUUUUGCAGACA
Molecule: messenger RNA, 2483 nt
Organism: Linderina pennispora
Lineage: Eukaryota; Fungi; Kickxellomycota; Kickxellomycetes; Kickxellales; Kickxellaceae
Exons: 2
Coding region: 391-2169 (592 amino acids)
Molecular function (GO): mRNA binding; metal ion binding
Source: RefSeq, a predicted model, not a curated record